This is a messenger RNA of Cantharellus anzutake, 483 nucleotides long. RefSeq lists its product as uncharacterized. Lineage: Eukaryota; Fungi; Basidiomycota; Agaricomycetes; Cantharellales; Hydnaceae. The record is from RefSeq and is a predicted model, not a curated record. The annotation marks the transcript as partial. Gene Ontology annotation, molecular function: zinc ion binding; ubiquitin protein ligase activity. The transcript has 2 exons.
GAUAGCGAGAUAGACAAUUCGUACGAAGGUCUUCUGCGCUUGGGUGAACGCAUCGGCUUCGCAGGACCGCAGCAUACGCCGUCAUCGAUAAUCAACUCGUUGCGUAGAGGCAUCUUUAGUGGAUUCCCGAACCCUGGCAAUGAGACUCGGUGUCCAAUAUGUCUCGACGAUUAUCUACCGGAUGUUCAGGUACUUGCCGCCUAUCCAUGCAACCACUUCUACCACUCUGAAUGCCUUGAGCAAUGGUUGCAAAGCUCUCGCUCAUGUCCAAACUGCCGUACAAGGAUCCAACCCCCGCGUUCACCGACAACCGCUUUUGCUCGAACGGAAAACUCGAUCCCUUCGGCUCCACUUAACACAAACUCACUGGAGCAGCCUGUUGCACAUGGUGGGGCCCCAGGUGGGCUCCGAGAAGCAAUGACUUCUGCUGAAACUCAGACUGAGUCUAUGCUUGGCAUCGAAAAUCGGGUCGAAGAGAUGUAG